CCUUCCUCGACAUUUUAUCAAUCACUUGGCAGGGGUAACUAAUAGACCAAUUGAUCCAAGAUGGCUACUGAUGAGAGAGCAGGGGCUGAAAUUCUUCGUGGAAAGGAAGCUUGUGAUCGAUUUUCGGUAGAGUUGAUGAAAGAGCUGGGAUUCCCAAGUGGUGUUCUUCCCACAGGAGAGCUAGAAGAAUGCGGUAGAGUGAGAGCCACGGGCUUCGUAUGGUGGAAAUGCAAGGCCCCUUAUGAGCACUUCAAUGUCAUAACCAACACCAAGAACAGCUAUGCUGCCGAGACCACUGCGUAUGUGGAGAAGGGAAAGAUGAAGAAGAUGACAGGCGUCAAGAGCAAGCGGCUGAUGAUAUGGGUUCCCAUUGUUGAGAUGCUCAUCGAUGGCAACAAGAUCACCUUCAAGACACCCAUGGGGGUAGGCAAGUCCUUCCCUCUCACCUCUUUCAUGAACGAAGAGGAAAAGAAGGAGUAUCUCCAAUAAAACGUUGCAGCAAACUAAUCAGUAUUGGUCACUAGACAUUUUC
Molecule: messenger RNA, 532 nt
Organism: Telopea speciosissima
Lineage: Eukaryota; Viridiplantae; Streptophyta; Magnoliopsida; Proteales; Proteaceae
Exons: 1
Coding region: 61-489 (142 amino acids)
Source: RefSeq, a predicted model, not a curated record